This is a messenger RNA of Caenorhabditis sp. 36 PRJEB53466, 6151 nucleotides long. The record is from the annotation of a GenBank genome assembly. NCBI's taxonomy places the organism in Eukaryota, Metazoa, Nematoda, Chromadorea, Rhabditida, Rhabditidae.
AUGAAACGCGUUCACUCGGAGUUAUACGCUCCUUACCGAUCUCUAGGAGUUGUAACCGGUGAUGUUAGUAAUUUCAAAGGCCUUGACACACAUUAAAAAAAUUUUCAGGUUUCACCGUCAGUUCGAUCUGUUUUCGUUGGCAAAAAAUCCACUUUAUCAAUUUUGUGUCCGGUCGACAACAUAAUUUUGCAUUACAAUGCGGAAAAGCUGCGCAUAGUUGGAAUGUCUAAUCCUUUGAGUGACAAAGUAAUUGCGGUCUCUUCAUCUAGCUCGUGAGUGCAUAUUGCAGUUUAUACUUAUGCCAGGACCUGUUCAGUCUUUAUGAAUAUAUCCUCUUCCAAUAAUCCGAUCGUACCCGCAGCUUGCAGGUUUCUUGGAUUAUAUUGAAGUAAACUCAGUUCAUCGUUAUUGUCCCUCGGUGUUUGCAGACUUUAGCCUAAAUGUUCGAAAUUAGGCUUGAAUAAGCGAACAUCGAGGAGGCAAAAGCGGUAAAUGGAAAGUAUCUUAGUUGCAUGGAAUAAGGACCAUUUUUUCUUCAUGACUUAUGGUUCCCAGUACAAGCCCAUUUAUUUGGAUGCCUGCUUACUCUAGGGAUAUGUGGGUAAAAGGCGGAAAAGGCCGAGUUAUACAAAAGUGAAACGAGUGAUGAAAGAGAAAAACUAAUUCACUUGAAGCGUAGAGAAAAGAGAAUAUUAUUUCAUCUCACGUUGCAGCGACCGUCUAAAGACCUCACAGAUUAACUUGUUGUAGGUGUGUCUAUGCUGCCUAUGGCAGCAAAGUCUCAUCUUUGCCAUUCUGUAGAGAAGUCAAAAGUACAGUUGAAGUUCCGUCUCCCAUCAAAAUAAUGACGCUGAUUGGUGAUAAACUGGUAAAACAUGACAGUUAGUUCUAUAAUAUCAUGAUCAUCUACAGAUUGCAGUGGACAGAACUUCAGGAAUAAAUGUGAUCGAAACUACGGAUAACCUGACGCCUUACUUGUUUAUAGAAGGCGGAAAUACUUUCGAAAUCACAUCAAUAGUUCAUCCUAGUACAUAUUUGAAUAAAAUUGUCGUAGCAAGCAAGGACGGACGUCUUCGGAUCGUGAAUAUUAGAACUGGCAGAGUGGUUCACGAAUUUUCGAGAAAUCUCGGUUCCAGUGUGACCAUUCUCGAACAAACAACAGCGAUCGAUGUUAUUGCUAUUGGAUUGCAGUCUGGCAAAAUCUUGCUUUACAAUAUCAAGCUAGAUAAAAUUCUCCACACUUUCCGGCAUGACUCAAGCAUCACAAAUAUUGCAUUCCGUGAUGAUGGAGUAUCCACUAUGGCUUCGGCGGAUGAUAAUGGAACCCUGGCUUUUUGGAAUCUGGAAAAACAGGAACUGAUUGGAAAAAUCGUGGGGAUUCAUUCGGACGCAGUGAACUGCCUCCAUUUCGUUGCAGGUGAACCGAUUAUGGUAUGGUUUAUUUCUAACGCUCAUACUUAAUCACACAUCUGAAAUCUAGAUUUCGGCUUCAAUUGACAACUCUCUAAGAGUGUGGAUUUUCGACAACAAUGAUCGCAUGCCUCGUGAAUUAGUCAAGUUAGAAGGACAUUCUCUAAGUGCUACAAGCGUUCAUUUCGUCAGUAAGACGCAGGUUUAAUAAAUUGACUUGAGCAUAAAUAUGUGAAUGAAAUACUUCAGUUGUUGUCCGCUGGAGUAGAUGGGUCGAUUCUCAAAUACGAUGUCAGUUCACCGACAAUGCGUCACAAAUUUGGAUCUGUUUCCGUAUCCUCUCGGUAAUUAUAUAUUUACCCUUAGCCCUUCAAGACUUUGAUGAAUAAGAUGACAUUUAACCAUGUAUUUUCUCAGAAAAAAAUCGGCCAGUGAAAGCAAAGAACUUCGCAGGCUUUCUGAUUUAGUGGUGGGAUGGCAAAGAGAGGCAGCGUGGAAUAAUGUGUUUUGUCGCCAAGAGUAAGUCUUACGCAUUUGAUUUUACAGAUACACUGUCAUUUUUUCCAGAAAUGACACGAAGAUAACAGCAUUUCAGUCAAGGAACAAUACACGGGGAUCUUUUGUGGUUGGUUCAGUAAAUUUUUCAUGUACUAAAACUAUUCAUAGCUGGAACAUGGUCGUUUCAAAAGCAAUGCAGAACUUGCCGGGGCUAGUGCCACUUCUCUCUGUCUUUCGCCUUGUGGAAAUUAUGUUUUCGUCGGUUACUCAACAGGUACAGUUGCGGAUUAUCUGUAUGAUAGAUUGUAAUUACAGGUCAUAUCGAUCAGUUCAAUGCUCAAAGCGGACGACACAUUCAUUCCUACACUUCCUCUGCCGAUCUUAUAACAUCGAAAAGAAUACAACACAACGCGAGAAAUGGGGAAAAAAAGUUGAAUAAGAAACACUGCACAGUGUCCAAUUCCAAGAUUACUUCUUUGUCGGUUGAUAAGCGGGGAAAAUCGUUGAUGAGCACUGACGAAGCUGGAAACAUCAUCUUCUGGUCACUUUCGACUCGGAAACUCAUUGCAAAGCUUUUUAAAAACUCGAUCAAGCUAGGGAUUAGCACGGCGAGUCCUGUUAACAGUCUUGUGGCGGUGGUGACAACUUCAGAAAACAGUUAGCAACAUAUCGACUAGCCCGAGACCGCUUAAUUUUUUUUAGAUGUGGACAACGUAGUCCUUAUCGAUACGGUUUGUCAUCAAGUUGUGCGAAUAUUCGAACAUGUUGGUGAAAAAAUAAACGCUCUUGCGUUUUCUUCAGAUGGAAGAUGGAUCUUAGUUGCAGACAAUCAGUCUCACAUCAGAGUAUGCUUGUCAUUUCAAUCAGACUGAUCGCCACGUUUUACAGGUUUUUGAUAUCUCUUCAUCCAAUUUGAUUGAUGUCCUGUUGUUUUCUAAGCCGUGCAUCUCGAUUUCCGUCAAUGAUUCUGGAGAAUUUAUCGCUACUGCUCACGAGGGAGAACGAGCAGUUUAUGUGUGGGCUAACAAAGCAAUGUUUUUGUCUCAAGUAAAUAUUCGGGUCUUUGACGAGAAAUUCGUUCCUUCAUGGGAAGCGCAAAGAAAUGCGCCGGAUGUUUGUAUUGACGAUGACGAAGAAGACAUUCUUGAUUUUGAAAUUCGCAGUUUGAGAGAGUUGCAGGUAUUUCGAAUGACAGUGAGUUGAUCAGGCUUAGGUGUUUCCAGAUUGAUGAAAACAUGAUCACGCUCUCCGGGUUACCCCGCUCGCGAUGGGCAAAUCUUCCGGAUUUGGCUCUUAUCAAAAAAAGAAACAAGCCAGAAAAUAUUCUUAGAAAAGCUCAUAAUACGCCAUUCUUCUUAUCUGCUGCACCAACAAUUGACGGAUUCGAAUUUCAAAAUGCUGACUCAUUCUUGUCAACGGAUUCCUCUGUUAAACACAUUCAAUCGAAGCGCAGUCUCUUAGAAGCCGAGACGCUGUUCUCUACUCUUCUCGGAAAGUAAGUGUGCCUCUCUUUUUUGCAGCCACAGAGCUUCAACUUUCAGGGCUAAAAACAAGGAUAAUCUUCUGAAUGCUUUCUAUAUCCUCAAGGAAAUGAGCGUUUCUUCGAUAGAUUUCCAAAUCCAAUCUCUAGCUCCCACCACUGUUCCUGUAUUUUUAAGAAUGUUGCUAGAGGUGGGCGCAUCCUUCAAUGAAUUUAGAUAACUCUAUUUAGGUGCUCAAAACAAAAACGGAUUUCGAUUUGGUUCAAGCUUUCACUGCUUCUGCACUCAAGGCUCACAGGUCAUUGAUUUGGAAGAACCAUAAAUCUCGGACAGACGGUCUUGAUCUUGUUAUUGAUGAGCUGACUGCAGUUGAAGAAACAUAUUGGGGAGAAUUAGAGAAGCUGUUUAUCGAAAAUACGUCAAUCGUCCGAUGGAUUAAGAAUGCCUUAGUUUAAUAAAUUUCUCUGAAUCAAAUUACAAUAUUGUUGUUGUUAUUUUUGUUGUUGUUUUCUUUCAUCAUUUUGAUUGUUCAGCAGUUGUUAUUUAUCUUCCAAACAAACGCGUUUUUUAAAAUUAUUUUUGUUGAUUUGUCAGUUCUCCGCCAGAUUCUGAGAAUCUAAAUUAAAUAUUUUACACGUGCGCGCAUUCAGUACUUCGAGUCGAUUGUCCCGCGGCCUUCGCUGUCGUCUUUGUUUUUGCGGCCGCGGCCAUCAUUUUGAAAACAACCGGACAGUUUACCGAUAUCCGAAAGUAGUCUGAAAUUUAUCGAAUUCAAUGCUGCGUUCUAUUUUUUAUGUUCUUUUUAGAGAUGCUGCGUUCUCUUGCAUAUUCGGUGACGGGGCAAGCUUUCGAUGUGACCAGUCAUGUUCUAGUUGCUACGACAGGACUUCUUAAGCAGCAAAGAGGACGAAGAAGAUCUCUUGCUCCCGUCCCAUGGCUUUCUCGAGUUCGAGAAAACGUACCACCCAGCGAAAUCGAAAUAAAAAAAGACACCAGGUUGGAUUUUUAAAAGCAAAAUGAGUAUAGCGCUACCUUCCGUAGCUGGUACUUUUAGUUUUCAUAACCCAAUAGUUGAAUGUGAAAGUAAUUGGGUGCGACUUCGAAAUAGAAAAUGUCUCGACAUAGAGCCGUUCGGAAAUAAACCAAACUAAACGAGAAAUUUCCUAGUUCGGAACAGUUCUUUUCCGAGACAUUUUCUCGAUGUCGCACCAGUAAUUGAGUACGGAAGUCAUCGAGUAACUGGGAGUCAGUAGAUAAAAAAAAAGUAAAUAAUCCACUUUGAGUAUUGGCCGUCCUACACGUUUGGCCCAACCUGUGUAUGGAAGUGUUUUAUACUCUUUCAUAUUCAAAUUUUCAGAAGCCUUCUAGACGCCGUUGUUGCAAGUGAAGCACUGUCCACUUCGAAGUUGAGUCCCCAUAACCUUCACAAAGCGGUGAUCACAGAUAUCCCGGAACAUACUCGUCGCGUAGGUUUGAUUGUACGUAAAAUUGGAAUGAUGCCACAAUGGACUACAAAUGGAACGCGAAUACUAUGCUCGCUUCUAGAAGUUUUCGAUAACCAUGUUGUCAGCGUAACGUCUCCGGAAAAUUGGUUUAAGUCUUCUGCAGUCGGAAAAAGAAAAGCGUUCAAUCGUAAUGGUGCCAUGUGGCGAGUUACUGUCGGCGCUGGAAACAGCGACCCAAACAACUAUUCCCUAUCUUACCGGCGCCAAUUUUUAAACUCUGGAACGCCAGUAAAAGAAAAGCUUGGAUGUUUUUUGGUGACGGAAGACGUUCUCCCUUCUUCUGGUACCCCGUUGGACGCUCGUCAUUUCACCGUUGGACAAUACGUUACAGCAACAGGAAAAUCGAUUGAUUGGGGAUUUCAAGUAAGUUGUUCACAAAAGCUGCAGUGUUCUAGCAUUGACUGUUUUUAUUAGGGAGGAAUGCAUCGUUGGGGAAUGCGAGGCCAGCCGACAAGAAGAACAACUAAAUCACAUCGAAGGAUUGGUUCUGUGGGAUCGGUUGGAGACGCAAGAAUUUGGCCGGGAAAACGAAUGCCGGGGCACAUGGGUCACGAAUGGAAGACUGUUAGCGGCUUGGAGGUGUUAAUGUAAUAAUGUACUCGCAACCCAUUGCAUUUUCUUAGAUCAUUCGAAUUAAUAUCGAUAAGCAGGUUAUUUAUGUAAAAGGGUCUACACCAGGAGACAUUGGAGAAAUUUUGUUGCUCAAAGAUUGCUUACAAGAAGGAAAACGAUUGAAAGUUAAAUGAAUUGCAAUCCAUGGUUUAAAGUGACCUAAAACUUCAGAGUGGCCCAGUACCGACUUGGACUCCAUCACUUGAAUCAAUCCCUGAAUUGACUGAAGAAAAUGGCUCAAAUAUCCCCAAGGAACUUCUGUUCAACGAGAUGUUCAGUCCAAAGCUAUUCCGGUUCACAUCACCAUCAAUUGUGUUCACGGACGCUGAUGCCAAAAAGACUGCCGGAAGAGACAAAACUAAAGCAAAAAUUGCCAAAGUAAAAAAAUAAUUUCUACGCCAGGACUUAUUUCACAAGCAAUAUCCGCUAGUUGUUUAGGUUAUCAGCUUUUUGUUAAACUCAAUUUGUCAGUCUUUCCCCUCGGUGUUUGCAAAAUCAAGCCGAAUUUUUUGAAAUUAAUCUUGAGUACGCAGUACUACGCACUAAUCUCAGAGGGACAAGAGCGAUAAACUGACAGUGUAAUGUUUUUUUCUUAUUUUCCAUAAAUUCACUGCGUUUUGCAGUUUCACAGCUAUUCCGAUAUAA